UGUCCACCGAUAGGAAAGCGUCAGAUUGUGAAUCUUCCAGAUAGGAGUCGGGAAGAUACCGGAAAACAAAUAUCAGUGUCAAUGUUUGGUUCAGCACCCUGCAUACUGGAUACAAGACAUGAAAUGCAUUCAAUCUCAGUAGGAGGAGGGCUGUUUGUUGUAGGUGUGGCAAGGGGAGUGGCCGACCUUCAUGCUGAGAGGUCACAGCGGAGGAGCCCCAUGGAUGAGGCAAGGUGUGCCUGCAUCAUGGAAUGGGGAUGCUUGACAUCGGCAAUGAAAAGAAAACAGGAUGGAUCCUGCUUUCAACCAGACACUGGGAGAUGAAUUCACCUUUCAGCAGGACAAUAACCGGUCAGUGCAAGAGGGCGGGACCAGUGGUAUCAGAGGGUCAGGAGGGCGGGGUCGACCUCCACUACAACCAAUCAGACCCCUCGGAACCAAAUCAGGUCUCCGCCCACCAAAACCAGAACUUGACACAGACUCAACUAGAUGAUGGUCAGAGGGUUGGAUGUGACUCCAUUGAACAAGACUCUUUAAAGGGCAAUAGGGAUGAAGAGGAGGAAGAUGGUGAUAGAAAGAUGAAGGGAGAGGAAGAUUAUGGUGUGAUAGUGGAAGAAGAGGAGAAGGACAGCGUGACAGCACCCGACACUCCUCUGACUGACUCCUCCUCAGACACAGGCAGUUUGGUAGAGCUCCACCCCUCUGUGUCUCCAGAGACUACAUGUCCCAUCAGCCCCGUAGCAGGUAGUCCAGACGAACCCUCCUACAGUAACCCUGAAGGGAAGACGCACACCUCCACCACAGAACCUAUCACCUCCACCACAAAACGUACCAACUCCGCCACAGAACCUAUCACCUCCACCACAGAACCUACCACCUCCACCACAGAGCCUACAGGACCCACCUCCACCACAGAACCUACCACCUCCACCACAGAGCCUAGCACUGACCUCCUAGCCUCCCCACAGGAGCUAGGGGAAUGUCAAGAUCACUCCCACCUUCCUCAGUCCCUCCAUCAGAUAGCUGAGGCCUUUGUCCUCCAGGAAGAUUAUGAGCGAGCAGUGUGCUGUGUUCAGCUGGAGAGACUCUACCACCAGAGACGACUACACAACCUGACAACACUCCAGGAACAGUGGGAGAGGAGGUGUAGGUCAGACGGUCAGGGAGAGAGGAACAGUAACACUGACCUGGCUGCACAGCAACUGGACAGACUUGCAUACAUCUGCAAAACACACCAACGACCCAGUCCUGGAGCAGAGAAGUGUGAGGCUGUGGACUCUGUCUCUGUGCGUGUUGAAGAGAGAUAUCCUUCACACAGCUCAGUUGGGUGUGCAUCAGGGAUGGAGGAGGACCAUAGAGUAACAGACUCCACCCUCUCCCAGAGCAUCUACCCAAUCAAAUCAGCUGCAGCCCUGAUGAACAGCCUUUGCUUUAAUGACUUUGCAGCUCUGGACGUGGCACAGAACAGCAGAGACUCCAAGAGGAUUGGGGGUUUCCAUAGAGACUGUCUUAUUGACGGCUCCCUUGCUAAAGGGGAGGAGAGGGAGGGCAGGGCUGAGUUCACAGACUGUCGGAGCCAAGGAACAGGACAGCAGACUGAGAGAGAGAUGGAACACACCACUCAGGAGGGAAACGCUGGGCAUGACCCUCCUACGGAUGGGGAAAUUAGCCGAUCCAAGCCUGAGGAGCGUCUGGGAGGAGAGGAAGAACAGGAGGAGGUGGAAGAAGCAGAGGAGGAGAAGGAUAGUGACGUGUGUUUUAAAGCUCUAGAGCAGAUCUCAGUCUUGGCAGUGAAGGAGCAGCUCACACUGGAGGAGGUGCAGCAGGAGGAGAGCCAGAUUGAAGAGCUGUGCGAGGAGUAUGUUCAGGAAGAAGACAUGUUUGUUGUGGAGAUUAUUAGAGAUGGAGCUGCGUCUCUCGACGGCCUGGCCAAACUCAUCACAGUGGAGAUGACCCCUGCCCCUAGCCUGGUGUCCAUCCUGAAGAGGAGGAGGAGUGUGUGUGUGGAGAAUGUGUGUGUUGCUCCCUCCUCGGCCCUGCACAAACAUCCUGCUAAGCGCAGGGUCCGCUUCAAAGUACCUGAUGACGGCUUUGACCAGGACCAGGUGGGCGGAGACUCGUGCCUGCUCCUCUUCCUGCUCUGCCUGGUCACCGUGGUGAUCAGCCUGGGAGGCACUGCCCUCUACUGUGCUCUGGGCAACGCCCACUCCACCAUCUGCACCGACUUUUCUCGGAACACGGACUUCUACCUCGCACAGCUGCAUCGUGGAAUGGAUCAGCUCCGACACUGGCUGACCCCUGGGUUUUAGCUGACCCCCAAGGAAGAGAGAAGAUAGGAGGAUACUUUCCUUUCUCCAACUUGGACAGGAUUUCUCUCCAUGUCCUCCCGUUUUCCUAUCUCUCUCUCUGUCUUCACUGGCUGACCAGUUAAUGUGUGUGAUGGGAAGUGUAUGUGGUACUAGUAGCCUGCAACCACACUAACAGCAGCCUAAGACAUCUGCAGCGCUGCCUAGUAGAACUGACAUAGGACCUGUAAUAUACUGGACUACCUAUAGAUUUUAACUAUACACUACUGGACAUAGACCGACUCGGUGUCAGCCCAGAGGAAGGGAUAGACUGAGCUAGACUCAUUACCACUUACCUUGGAUCCGCUCACUUCUACAUGGAGACGUCUGGAUCCUUCAGGCAUGGACAAGACCGCUCACAUGCGCAAACAAGAAGCGGCCGGUCAGCCUUUUUAUGAAACCGCCGCGGCUCUUUGUUUAUGGACUCCAUUUCGAAUGUGAACAAUUCUGCUGUGGUCAGAAACAUGAAAUAAUGUCUUAAAAAAUAUUAUAUUAAUGAACGUUUUGUUUUAAUGAAACAGAUUUUACUUUUCUUUAUGUUCCUGACUGUUGAUUCUUACGGAGUAUGUCAGGGUGUUUCUUUGGGCUGAAGUUAGAGGUUGCCCCUAACCACAGAUCUGAGAUCAAAUCUUAACCUUAUCCUCAACCAGAAGGGGGAGGAAAUAUGACUCUGUAUCAGUAGUAAGGGCCAACUUCUACAACUUCUGUUUGAGGGUGUCUGGGAUUAUUGGGUUGUUUUGGGGUACAGGUUGUAACAUUGGCCCUUGAUGGUCCUCAAUGACCAUAUAUGCAACAUGGACAAGAAACCAAUACGUCUGUAAUCGUGUUCAAGAAUGUUUAGCGUCCUAAGGAUCAGGUCGGUACUAGAAGAGGAAUAUCUGUUGAGCUGAGAAUUGUCUUUGCUCAGGCAUGUGUAUAUUUAUCUUUAUUUUAAAAUAAUUAUGCGCAUGAUCAGUAUUACACCGAGUGCAUUACCUCCUGCGAUCAAUGGACUUGAUUGAUUUUUACUUAUUAUAAUUUGUGCUCAUUGUUAUUUAUUUUAAUUUCAGGCUUUUUAUUAGUCUAUUUAAUCUAUGAUCAAAUCAAAUGUAUUUAUAUAGCCCUUCUUACAUCAGCUGAUGUCAAAGUGCUGUACAGAAACCCAGCCUAAAACCACAAACAGCAAACAAUGCAGGUGUAGAAGCACGGUGGCUUGGAAAAAUUCCCUAGAAAGGCCAAAACCUAGGAAGAAACCUAGAGAGGAACCAGACUGGCUGUACCGGGUGGAGA
Molecule: messenger RNA, 3614 nt
Organism: Salmo salar (Atlantic salmon)
Lineage: Eukaryota; Metazoa; Chordata; Actinopteri; Salmoniformes; Salmonidae
Source: RefSeq, a predicted model, not a curated record